Messenger RNA from Blepharisma stoltei, 3096 nucleotides. Lineage: Eukaryota; Ciliophora; Heterotrichea; Heterotrichida; Blepharismidae. The record is from the annotation of a GenBank genome assembly.
AUGUUACCAGCAAAAGGCAAUAGUACUGACGUCUUUUCACGCUCAAGCUUUCAAAUCGAAGGUGAAAUUCAUUACAAAUACGCUGAGUUCACCCUCAAAAGCACUUACAAAAACCUUUCUUCUAAUGCAAUCGAAGGAGAAAUCAUUAUUCCGAUCAUUUCUGAUUUUCAGCUAUACAACUUCUUGUGCAAGAUUGAUGGGAAAAGCUGCGACACUAGCCUAGUAGAAAAUACUCCUCCACUAAAGACUUAUGAUAAUGCAGCCAUUGAUCAAAAAAACAAAUAUAUCUUGCAGCAAUUAGAAAAAAGCGAUUUAUAUUUAUUUAAUCUUGGACUCAUCGAACCAAACUCAGAAAUCUCAUAUGAAAUUUCAUAUGCUUGCAAAACUGAAGAGCAGCUAGUAGAAAAUACUUUUAAAUUAAAAAUUCCUCAUGAAUUUUUCCAACACGUUGAUGAAGAAGAUAAAGAAAUCCUUUCAGGGAGAUUUGUUAUAAAGAAUCCAUUGUCAGAUCAAACAGAAACUCAUGACUUAGAAAUCGGCAACUAUAUUGUUCUAGACAACAAGCAUUAUGCAGCAGCAUUACAAAAUAUUGAUAGAAAGCAAGACUUAGAAAUUACUUAUUAUUAUGAAACCCCAAAAGUACCUUUUGUAAUUGUACAAGAAGAUCCUAGGACUAAUAGGCAUGCUUUUCAUUUGUCAUACACCCCUGAUAAAAGCUUAACGAAUCUUAGUGGAUGGGAACAAAAAGGUGAAUUUGUGUUGAUCCUUGACAGAUCAGGCUCUAUGUCUGGCGCAAGAAUUAAACUUGCCAGAGAAGCAGCUGCUUUAUUCAUCCGUUCUCUUCCAGAAGACUCAUUUUUUAACAUUGUUAGCUUUGGCUCCUCUUACAACAAAAUGUAUAAUGAAAAUAAGAAAUAUGACUCUUGCACAGUAGAAGAGGCUACUAGAACAGUAAUUCAAUAUGAUGCUAAUAUGGGAGGAACAAACAUCUACGACCCUAUCAAAUUUGUAUUAGAAUCUCCAAGAAAGCCAGGAUAUCCAUUGAGUAUCUUUUUAUUGACUGAUGGAGACGUUGAGAGAAGAGACCAAGUUUUAAAUAUAAUUAAAGACAAAAGAGAUGGGGCUAGAAUCAGCACAAUUGGCAUUGGAAAUGAUUAUGAAAUUUUAAUAAAUCAAGCUGCAAAAGAAGGAAAUGGAGUUGCAUAUAGAAUCAAAACUGAAAAUGAAAUUAAACCAGCUGUUAUUGGCUCACUUAAGCAAUCUUUAAUUCCUGCUCUUACCAAUAUCCAACUUUCAGAUUACAGCAAAUUUGAUUUUGUAAACCCAAGCACUCCUUUCCACAUAUAUGCUGGAAGCUCUAUUGAUAUUGCUGGUAUAUGGAAGGCAGGAGUAUUCCCUGAGAAAAUUUAUUUCCAAUAUUAUAGCGAAAUUAUAGGAGUCAAUGAAAAUGUUGACAUUGAAAUAAACCAGGAUGAGAUUGUUAGUCACAGUGCAAUAAUAGCAAUUGAAGGGAAAAAUUGGACUGGAUCUCUUGGUGGCAAUAAUGAAAGGAUGAAUCUAAAAGUAAUCGAUUAUCUUGGAAUUCCAGGUCUAGUAAAAUACCUGAAAAAGCCUGCUAGUGUAUUUGGAACCGGUGGAUUAUUUGGAAAUACAGCUUUUCAGGGUGGGCUAUUUGGAAACACAGCAAAUCAAGGAGGACUAUUUGGAAACACAGCAAAUCAGGGUGGGCUAUUUGGAAAUGCACAAAAUCAAGGUGGGUUAUUUGGAAAUACAACCAAUCAAGGAGGAAUGUUUGGAAAUACAGCAAAUACUGGAGGAUUGUUUGGAAAUGCAGUAAUACCACCUAGAGCUGCUUCAAGAGUUAAAAGGGCAGUAAAACCUAAAGUUGCUCGAGCUAAAAAACCUCAGCCUCAAGCAAAACAGCAAGAUCCUCAAAGUCCAGCUACAGCACGGACACUCCGAAGCUCAAAGAAAGUACCUGAAGCAGCCAUUCCUACACCAGCAACAAAAAGACGAAGAGUUGCUCAGAAAAAACUAAUAAAACAAGCCAUGAAAAUCGAUCAAUUUAUGAUUCCAAAAAAUAAAAUACAAAGAAUUGUCAGAGAUUUUUCUGAUGAUGUAGUUCCCAAUAUGAGAAUCAAACAAGAUGCUUACAAAGCAUUCCAAGAAGCUGCGGAGGCAUAUUUAAUUGAAGUCUUUACAAUGUCAAAUGAUGUUGCUGAUGAUAAUAAAAGAAUUACUGUAAGAGAUGUAGAUAUACAAGAAGCAAUCAAAAAAAUUGAUAAUGAAAAAAUGGAUAUUGAAGAAGAAGAAGAAAAGAAGCCAAAAGGUAGAGGGAAAAAGCAAGCAGUCGUAAAAGAAGAGAGCGAAAGUGAAGAAGAGCAACCAUCACGAAGAACACGAUCUGGUAGAAAAUUCUCUGAAAAGAAAAUUGAACCAAAAAAAGUAAAGAAACAAGCUAAGACACCUUUUAAAGUAGCUAAAAAAGAAGAAAGUGAAGAAGAAAUGCCAACAAGAGUUACAAGGUCGGGGAAAAAAAUCUCAGCAAAUCAAACUCAAGUGAAGAAGCAAACCAAACCUAAAAAAGAGAUAGAUAAGGAAGAAUCUCAAAAUAUCACAGCAAAAUCACCUAAAAAGCCUCAAAGAAAAAUAGACGUCACUGUAUUUCCACAAAAAAGAGGAAGAGGUAAAAAUGACAACCCUGACCCACCAACCAAAAAAAUAAAAAAUCCUAAUGAUAUUAACACUGCAAGUGAGCAGACAACUCAGCCACAAACACCAAUAAGCCCGCCAGCAUAUACACCAUGCUCAAAUCCGUGCAUUGAUGUUGGAUAUGAAGUCGAAAAACUGAUGCAUUUACAAAAGAUUGAUGGACAUUGGAGUUCAUCAUCUGAUCUAUCUGAUAUUAUCAAUAAUUUGGUUUGUUCUAAAAUUGAUAUAACAAAUAUGAAUGACAAAAGAACAACUGCAUUGGUUGUAGCUGUUUUAGAUGAAAGAUGUCAUGACUACAUAUGCUUGUGGGAUUUAGUUGCAGUAAAGGCAAGAAGAUGGAUGGGGAAGAAUAAGCAAAGCGAAAUGAAGCUUGCUGAUUUUUAA